UAAGACGAGUUGAAUCUCCUCAGCUUUCUUAGGCACUAAACACUGUUGUUUUUAGAUGUAAAUUCUCACUAAAGAUUCACAGUCUUCUUGAAAAAUAAUGUAAAACCAACCCCAAAUAAAGGACCCAAAAUGAAACACCCACAUUUGUUUGAAAAGUUAUGUUUGCUGAUAAUAUGAAAAAUUUCGGGGUUUUUUCUUCAUUCUAGGGGAGAUUUAUUCAUAUGUAUUUUCUAAUUUGCCAAGAGCUAAAACAUUUUAAGUUAGUGGGAAGAUUUUGAUGAGGACAUCAAAGCACCAUUCAUUAGGCUUUGGUUGGAGGAGGGAGGCAAACUGCCUUAGUGGGAAUUUAAAUGCUGCCAACUCUCUACGAAGCUCUGAGUUCUAACAUGAACUGGUCAAAGCAUCCAAAAUCUGUGUUGAUUAUGGACGAGGUUGAUGGCUUGCUUCUUAAAGGUGUCACCGAAGCAGUAGAAGAAGAAGCAGAAGCGGUAGGUACUGUAUUUUUAUACAAUUUUCUCCAAGAAGAUAGUCAUGCAUGUGAUUUAGCAAUGAGAAGAAGAAAAAGAAGGAGACAAGUUUUAUUCUUUUGCCAGAGAAGAAGAAGGUGACAAGUUUUAUUCUUUUGCCAGAGAAGAAGGUGACAAGUUUUAUUAUUUAUAGGUAUGGUUAGGAUGUGUUUGGAUGAUGCUUGUAAAUGGGGUUAACUGUAAAUGAUUUACAGGUAAAUGGUUUAUAGUCUGUGUUUGGAUGCUGAAAAUUGCCUGUAAAUGCUUUUCUAUGGCUUGUAGGUUUUGACCCUUCCACUUUCAUGCCUGAUUAAAGUUCUCCUCUGGCCUUUGAUUUUACAAAUGCGGAUUGGCUUGUUACCUGAGGUAGAUGGUGGAAAAGCUAUUUUAUUUGAUUGCAUGUGCUGUACUAAUGUUCUGCAUUUUUGGAGUCAUAUCAUUUCCAGCAAGCUUAUGUUUUUUAAUGCUAUAAAUUUCAGGUUGUAUCGUGGUGAUCCAGUGCUAAAUCCUCUUACACCUUGGGAUAGACCUCCAUUGAAAAACAUUUUCUGUAUAUAUGGGAUAGAUAUGAAGACUGAGGUAAUGUGCUAUUUUAUUUGAAUAAUAAUUAUUUCUAAAUUCUUCUUUUUAAAAAAAUUGUAAUUUGUUAUGGCUGAGCCAAUUGUGGCACUGCAUCUGUCUAAUCCUGACAUUCCUGAGUUAAUUUUUGGAUUCUCAUUGGGUAUGAGUGAAGUUUGUGAGUGUUUAACUCCUGAUACUAUAAAUAAUAAGUAUCAUGGAUGUGAAGACUGGUGGAGGCAAGUUUUUUUUAGCACAAGGCUUAUUGUGAAAAGCAUAGCUUGGAUCAGAAAAAGGUCAUAUCAAUUGCUUUUGAAGAAUGAAUAUCUUAUGAUGCAUUGUCUUUCAUAGGGUAAAAGUCUUAUGUUACAAUGCAUAAGUUUAUUUCCCCUGCCUCAUCUUGGUUUUUAUCAAUUUCUACAGGCUGAGAGUCUGCAACAUGGACCUGAUGAGGUCCGCCGCAUUAAGCAAAUCCGGCCAGCAGGCCAGAGCUACCUAUUGAGGUUGCAGGGCCUGCUACACACAAUUUGAAUGGAGAAUGCUAGUGGAGGCAAUGAUGACGUUGGCCUGGAAGCAGCAGAAGAUGGACGGGUAGUGUUAUCUCAGGGUUCGCCAAGCACGAUGGCACCGGUGAUGACGGGCGUAACCAUGACUUUGUAUUAUUUGUAGAACCUAGUGUUGUGUAACAGUUUGAUUGAGUUAAACUUUAAAUAAACUAUCGUUAAUUGUUUUGUUGGUAA
This is a messenger RNA of Magnolia sinica, 1804 nucleotides long. RefSeq lists its product as uncharacterized. The coding region runs from base 351 to 608 and encodes 85 amino acids. The record is from RefSeq and is a predicted model, not a curated record. The transcript has 6 exons. NCBI's taxonomy places the organism in Eukaryota, Viridiplantae, Streptophyta, Magnoliopsida, Magnoliales, Magnoliaceae.